AUGAAGGCCAUUGCGCUCUCCAAGGAGGAGGAGGAGGAGGAGGAGGAGGAGGAAGAGAAAUACCCGGAUGGCGCUUGUACGCCGUUUUUUAGGUUACACGUGUUCUCGCGAGAGGAGGAGGAGGAGGAGGAGGAAGAAGAGGAGGAGAAGGUGAGGAAGGCAGGACGAGGAGAGGAGGGAAAAAGCCCUCCAUCACGUCCAAGAGAGGGCCGUUUCGAAAAACCAUUUCCGGACACAAUUCGCAACGGGGCUUUAAAUGUAUUUCACGAUGAAAUAAUAUACGAUCCAGUUUGCGCCGGGCGCCGGAGCUUUAAUUCCUCAGCAAACAGCCCUUCUAUCCCAUUACGGCCACCUGUCGGCGGCUGUUCGGGGGCGAUCACCUCCACGGCGAUGAUAAACACGGGCCAUUUACAGACGAGCGAUAACGGCGAUAAAAUGGAUGCUAAGACUUAUACGUUAAUGCCGCUCCGAGGCGGAGUCUACCGAUAA
Messenger RNA from Macrobrachium nipponense, 489 nucleotides. RefSeq names its product ABC transporter F family member 4-like. The record is from RefSeq and is a predicted model, not a curated record. NCBI's taxonomy places the organism in Eukaryota, Metazoa, Arthropoda, Malacostraca, Decapoda, Palaemonidae. The coding region runs from base 1 to 489 and encodes 162 amino acids. The transcript has 3 exons.